AUUUUAUACGAUUGUAUGCUAAAACUAUUUUGUAUGUGUGCUUUACAAGUGAAUAUGUGGGAAAUACUGUCAGGCUUGUGGUGACCAAUGCUGUUCUCAUACCACCAAUAACUAUAUAAUUGAAAAAUGAAAUGAAGAUAUUUUGCCCCAUAUAAAUUAUAAAUUAUAGUGACUUUCCUAAGAUUUCGAAUUUUGACACUAUGCAUUUUGGAGAAUUCCAUCAAGUUGUGGAAUGUAAUAGCAUAUUUGAUGAAGUAACAUAUACUGUCUAAUAGUCAUAGCAUUGAUAGGACAUACGCACAGUAGAAGAAUAAAACAAAUAUUAACUUUUAAAAUCAUUUAAUCGCAUUUCCAUUUCAUAAUACACUGAACAGAAAAAACAAUAUGAGUGACAAAUUGUGGAUGGGCUGUCAAUCAAAAUUACUUUUAUCAAUUUAUUACUUAAAACUUAAUAUUAUUUCACUUCUAAUUAUCAGUGAGUUGUCUAUAAUUUAUGGCUUAAAUGAACAUGUCAAGGAACCAAAUGCGGUUUUAAACAAAGAAUGUGAAAACGAUGACCCACUGGGGAUGAUUUCAGGUACUAUCGCUGAUUGGCAAAUUACUGCUUCAUCAACUUAUCCACCUAGUUGGGUGAAGGGGUGUGAAGAAAGAAAUGCUCGUUUAUUUAGACCAAAUGGUUUAGCUUGGUGUGCAAAGUUUAAGUCAUCAUCUGAAUGGCUUCAAAUUGAUUUAGGUGUACAAGCAUUGGUUACUGGUAUCAUGACACAAGGUCGAGGAGAUGGUUCAGAGUGGAUUACUUCAUUCAUGGUAUCGUACAGUGAUGACGCUAUGCACUGGAAAUUUGUCACAGAUCAGUAUGCGAAUCAAAAGAUUUUUGAAGGAAACUCAGAUUCCUACACAGUGAAACACAAUUAUUUCGAUGAGCCAAUUCGCGCACGAUACGUAAAAGUUCAUACGUACACAUGGCAUAAUCAUCCAAGUUUAAGAGUUGAACUUAUUGGGUGUCAAGCAUGCAAACAACUUAUUGGGAUACCUCCCUAUGCGCGAUUUGCUGCUUCAAGUUCCCGAGGUAAAAGAUCGCAACGUUCGUGUACACCAGAGUACGGUCAUUACUUGAGUAAUAAAGCAUGGUGCGCUCAACGACAAGAUGCUCUUCAGUGGCUUCAAAUAGACGUUGGACCACCUACUUUGAUAACUGGAGUUAUUAUAAAGUCAAGAGGAGAUGUGAAAAACUCCCAGUAUGUAACACGUUUCAAACUGUCUUACAGCAAUGAUACACGUUUAUGGUACUUUUACAAAGAUGCAGCUCCUUUGGACCCAAGGGUGUUCGAUGGUAAUAAUGACCAGGUAUCUGAACGUGUACAUUACUUGGCUACACCAUUUAUUGCUCGUUAUGUACGUAUUCAUCCAGUUAUCUGGAGAAGCCGCAUUGCAAUGCGUGUCGGUUUGAUAGGCUGUAAGCAGAAAGGUUCGUGUGGUCCUGGCUUCUUCCGAAUCAAUAAUGAAAGUUCUUGUGUUGCCAACCUCGCUUACAAGAAAAAUGCCUGGUUGACUCCUGAGUCUUCAAAUCACCGCAAAAGAAAUCUACCAGAUUCGGAUAAAUCGUCACAUUCACUUGGUUUCAGUGAUGAAAUAAGGAGUUCACUGAACUCAGAGAAUCCAUCACAUUUCCAAUUCACUGAAAAUCAACGCCCACCUAUGUUAGCACAUCACAGGAUCAGAGAUAAUACCGUUAAUUCAAAUACAUUUAAAUUCAGCAGCAUACCCUUAUGGUCAUCAGUUGACAGUAUGAUGAGUGAACCAUUCAUGGGUGAUAACAGUGAUGGUAUGGCAUCUUUAGCUGUUGAUGGAUGGACCGGCGAGGAAAUACUACUAAAGAAUUCAACGCUUUCGACAAGAUCAUCGGAAAGAUUAAUGAAUGAUGCACCGGAUGGUAAGCAACGAUCAAAUGAUAGUUUAAACAAAAGAAACAUAAAUGAUGCACUUCGUAUAACUGCGAACCUCCAAAAAUCUGCUCAUCCAUGCACAAUACUUGAAUAUCGCUGGCCAUUCGUCGAAUUACCUUCGUGGUAUGUAGACCUCAGAGAACAUACUGAAGUAAAUGGUGUUGUGAUUUACACAGCAGGUCAUGGACGAGAUGGAAGAUACCUACUAUCAUCUUUAUUUGGUGGUGAAGAUAAAACGAAGCUGAGCUCAGAAAAUUUGGAAAGAUUGUCAAUUUACGUUGAAUCAGAACCACGUCAUCGAGACUCUAAAACGUUGUCCAGGUCAAGUUCUAGUCUUUGCGGUUUCGUCACUAGACUAAAUGACGCUAUAUUCAGUCCACGUUUACAUAUACCCUGCAGACAACCAUUACUUGGACGUUAUGUUUAUGUUGAGGCACGUGGAGUACGUGGAAGGUGGUCACAAGAAUUCGCAGCUUUAUUGUGUGAGGUUAUGGUAUAUUAAAGAUAUUUUGUUUCCCUGUUUCAAAUGAAAAAACAGACAUUUUAAUAUCCUAUACUUAUAUGCAUUUACCUGAUAACCAUAAGCGCGAAAAUCAUAUUUUUUUUCAAUUAACGAUUUGCAAUAUGCACGAAUUCAUAUAACAAAAUCUGAAAUGCAUAUUUUGGUUUCUUUAAUAUUACUUGUCAUCAAAUUCUCGUACAGUCUAUCUCUCUUUAUCUUUCUUAAUAAUUUCAUAUGCGGUAAAGUCUUAGUUACCUAUAUUUUAAAUAUAUAUAUAUUCAUCGUAUACAUGUAUAAAUGUGACAGUAUAAUUAUCGAACCGCAUAUUUCUAAAGUUUCUCUACUGCAGACACUUUUUAAUAGCAGAACUUUAGGUUUCUUCGAGGUUCAUUUGCAGUCAGAACUAAAAAUCACGGUGGAGUAAGCUAAAUGCAACAGUUGCUUCACAUGUAAUAAUUAACAUUCAUUCAACUAUCCUCAUACAUUUUAGUGGUAUACACAUGCAUUUAUUCUAAAGAGAUCUUGACGAUGUGUAAUCUAAUUCACUUCUCAUCUUUAUUCAUAUACCAGUAUAUACAUCAACUUCUGAAUAAACUCCGAUUAUUCUCUAAUAUUUGAACCCUUUUAAAAUUCGAAUCUGAUAAAAUCAAACCUUGUACUGUUUAUGAGGCUGUUUUUGUUUCACUUUUCAUGUAACUGACUAUAGGAGUUGCAUGAAUUUGUUGCAGCUUAUUACUUUGCUUAUUUCAAACAACCAUUUUAAUUUCGUUUAAUCUAUAAAAAAAAUGGCUUAAGUUUUCAUUCAGUCUUCUACUUGGAGGUGAACAGAUGCUUCUUAUACCCAUAGGUCAUUUGGUCAGUAUUUUACACCACUCUUCUUAUUUGGCAGAAUACUUAAGUAUCGAUUAUAAGAUCUUCCU
Heterobilharzia americana is the source of this 3368-nucleotide messenger RNA. The record is from the annotation of a GenBank genome assembly. Lineage: Eukaryota; Metazoa; Platyhelminthes; Trematoda; Strigeidida; Schistosomatidae.